This is a messenger RNA of Stereum hirsutum FP-91666 SS1, 1230 nucleotides long. RefSeq lists its product as uncharacterized. Gene Ontology annotation, cellular component: nucleolus. Lineage: Eukaryota; Fungi; Basidiomycota; Agaricomycetes; Russulales; Stereaceae. Bases 1 to 1230 code for a protein of 409 amino acids. Gene Ontology annotation, biological process: maturation of SSU-rRNA from tricistronic rRNA transcript (SSU-rRNA, 5.8S rRNA, LSU-rRNA). The transcript is spliced from 6 exons. The record is from RefSeq and is a predicted model, not a curated record.
AUGCCUGACGAAUCUGACCUGCUCAGCAUUCUCAAUGCUCACGGACAAAAUUUCCUUAGCUCGUUCUCUCAACCUCCACAUACUGGCAACAAGAAACGAAAACGGGCCACGAAGGAUGACCAUACUGACUCGGCCAAAGUUCGCAUAGUUUAUGAGGAGGCUCAAGCUACUGAUGGAAGCCAAGAUGAGGACGAGGAGGACGAAUGGACUGGUUUCGGCUCGAAAGGUGGCGAGGGCAACGCAGAGACGGAUGAGGAUGGUGAAAGCAAGGACGAGGGCGUCGAUGACGACGAAUUUUCAGGUUCUGGGGAUGAGAUUGAAGACGACGGGUACACUGCUAGUAGCUCUAUUCCAAUAAGAACUCCCGCUGUCGUUGUCUUUUCUGAGUCUAAACCCUCCACUUCAUCCUCAAAUCCUAUAAGUGGCAAGGCUUUCAUGUCCUCUAAAGUCUCUAAAUUACGGGAAGAAGUGACAGGUACAGCCAGGAACUCAAAAGAUUCAGACGGUGACCUCGACGAUGAGCGGAAUAACACACAGAACGACGCUCUCUUACAUCGACUCGUUCACACACAACUUCUGUCUGGUGUAGCAAACCCAGAGCUCAACCUCACACCCGCACAACGCAAAAAAGCGCUCGCAGGUCGAAUACAGGAGUUAGCAGGACAUUCAAAACUGGGAAAGGGUGAGAAAUCGGUGCGCGCGAAGGAGCAUAGCAGAGCAUCGAAACAGAUUAGAGAUGGUAUGGCGGAGAAGCAGGCUGAGAGACGAGGAAAGCAGCUUGCAGAGGCUAAGGAUACAGGAAACUAUCACCCUACGAUCAAGAAGCUAUUCGAUGACUCCUCUGAACCCACUCCGGCGAAGAAACGAGAAAAGGGAAUGAGGAUGGGCGUGGGCAAGUUUAGUGGAGGGAUGUUGAAGCUCAAGGACGUGGCAGAGGGUCCAGUCGUGGCAGGGGAUCUGCGCGUGGACGAGGAGGAGGAGGGUUUGGAGGACCAGGAUCUGAUGGCAGGAAAGACUCUGGCGCAGGAAGAGGGACUCGUGGUUCGAGAGGAUCGGGAGGAUCGGGAAGAGGGAGAGGUCGUGGAGGAAGAUCGAGGUAGUGAACUCUGCAAUGGAGUUGUGGUACUUUUCGCCGUAUCACAUCGCAAAAUCGCUAGCUAUCCUUCCUGGACCCUUGCUGUCUGCAAUUGCACUGGCGUCAUUGAGAGCACGGGUAUAUUGAUCCCCUAA